Messenger RNA from Miscanthus lutarioriparius, 2769 nucleotides. Lineage: Eukaryota; Viridiplantae; Streptophyta; Magnoliopsida; Poales; Poaceae. The record is from the annotation of a GenBank genome assembly.
AUGCGCCGCCUCCCGCCCGUCCCCCGCCCCGCCGCCGCCGUCGCCUCCACAUCCACCCCGGACAUCGUCGCGGAGCUCGGCCGCGUCAUCUCCACGCGCCGCUGGAACAAGGGCCGCGCCUACAAGCGGCUGGCCCCCUCCGUGACGGCCGCGCACGUGGCCGCCCUCUUCCGCACCCCGGUGUCCCCUCUCGACCCGGCCACCGCUCUGGCCUUCUUCGAGUGGGUCGCGCGCCGCCCCGGGUUCCACCACACCGCCGCCUCCCACGCCGCGCUGCUCCAGCUCCUCGCCCGCCGCCGCGCGCCCGCUAACUACGACAAGCUCGUCGUCUCCAUGAUCAGCUGCUCCGGCACCGCAGAGGACAUGCGCGAGGCCGUCGACGCAAUUCAGGCAAUCCGUCGAGUGGGUGGUAAGCGACUCGUGCUGUCCCCAAAGUGCUACAACUUGGCGCUCAGGUCGCUGUUGCGAUUCGACAUGACCGAGCAUAUGGGGAAGUUGUACUCGCACCUCGUGCAGGAGGGAUUGUUGCCAGACACAGUGACUUACAACACUAUGAUCAUGGCAUACUGCAAGAAGGGCAGUCUCGCCAUAGCGCACCGGUAUUUCCGUCUGUUGAGGGAGUCUGGGAUGGAGAUGGAUACAUGCACUUGUAAUGCAUUGUUGCUGGGGUACUGCCGAACAGGUGACUUGAGAAAGGCUUGCUGGCUGCUUAUGAUGGUGCCACUGAUGGGUUGCAGGAGGAACGAGUACUCCUACACCAUUUUGAUUCAGGGGCUCUGUGAAGCACGGUGUGUACUGGAGGCACUUGUGCUUCUGUUCAUGAUGUGUAAGUCAGGAAGGAUGGAGGAUGCAUUGGGGAUUAAGGCACUGAUGGAACGAAAUGGGUGUAAUCCAGAUGACUGGACAUACAACAGUCUGAUUUAUGGCCUAUGUGGUGGGAAGCCAGACGAAGCCGAAGAAUUGCUGAAUGGCGCUAUUGCGAGGGGCUUCACACCUACAGUUAUCACAUUCACUAACAUCAUUAAUGGGUAUUGCAAGGCUGAAAGGAUUGAUGAUGCACUCAGGGUAAAGAGGUGCAUGAUAUCAAGCAAUUGCAAACUUGAUUUACAGGCAUAUGGAGUGUUGAUCAAUGUCCUCAUCAAGAAGUGUAGAUUAAAAGAGGCUAAAGAGACGCUGAACGAGAUGUUUGCAUAUGGUUUAGCUCCUAAUGUUGUCAUCUACACCUCUAUAAUUGAUGGGUAUUGCAAGGUUGGGAAGGUUGUUGCUGCACUAGAGGUCUUCAAAUUGAUGGAACAUGAAGGUUGCCGUCCAAAUGCCUGGACUUACAGUUCUUUGAUAUAUGGGUUAAUUCAGGAUCAAAAGCUUCAUAAGGCAAUGGCUUUAGUAACUAAAAUGCAAGAGGAUGGGAUAACUCCUGGUGUUAUCGCUUAUACUACUCUGAUUCAAGGCCAGUUAUUUGAAAUGAUGGAGCAGAAUGGCUUGAUACCUGAUGAGCAAGCAUACAAUGUCCUAACUGAUGCACUAUGCAAGUCUGGAAGAGCUGAAGAAGCUUAUUCAUUUCUUGUCAGGAAGCGAGUCGUCCUCACAGAGGUGACAUAUACAUCCUUAGUUGAUGGUUUUAGCAAGGCAGGCAAUACUGACUUUGCUGCCGUCCUUAUAGAGAAGAUGGUCAAUGAGGGUUGUAAGGCAGAUUCGUACACAUAUAGUGUACUGUUGCAGGCUUUAUGUAAACAAAAAAAGCUGAAUGAAGCUUUGUCUAUACUGGAUCAGAUGACCCUAAGUGGAGUCAAGUGUAACAUUGUUGCUUAUACAAUAAUUAUCAGUGAAAUGAUCAAAGAAGGGAAGCAUGAUCAUGCUAAGAGCAUGUUCAAUGAAAUGAUUUCAUCAGGACAUAAGCCUAGUGCAACCACAUAUACUGUAUUCAUUAACUCGGACUGCAAGAUAGGUCGAAUAGAGGAGGCUGAGCAUCUAAUUGGGGAAAUGGAAAGAGACGGUGUCGCACCUGAUGUGGUAACCUAUAAUGUAUUCAUUAAUGGCUGUGGGCAUAUGGGAUAUAUGGAUCGUGCAUUUUCUACUCUGAAGCGCAUGAUAGAUGCAUCAUGUGAGCCAAAUUACUGGACUUAUUGGCUUUUGCUCAAGCAUUUUCUAAAAAUGAGUUUGGUUAAUGCUCAUUAUGUAGACACAUCUGGCAUGUGGAACUGGAUUGAGCUGGACACAGUUUGGCAGCUUCUUGAAAGGAUGGUGAAGCAUGGCUUAAAUCCUACAGCAGUGACAUACAGUUCUAUCAUUGCAGGAUUCUGCAAAGCAACACGUCUAGAAGAAGCAUGUGUGCUUCUUGAUCAUAUGCAUGAAAAAGAUAUAUCUCCCAAUGAAGAGAUAUACACAAUGCUUAUCAAGUGUUGUUGUGAUAUCAAGCUCUUUGAAAUGGCCAUGUCAUUUGUUACCGACAUGAUAGAAUUUGGGUUUCAGCCUCAUCUCGAGUCCUACCACUAUCUUAUUAUAGGCCUCUGUAAUGAGGGGGACUAUGACAAGGCUAAAUCACUGUUCUGUGACUUACUAGGAAUGGACUAUAAUCAUAAUGAAGUUGCAUGGAAAAUUUUGAAUGAUGGUUUGCUCAAAGCUGGCCAUGUGGAUUUGUGUUCACAGUUGCUGUCUGCUAUGGAGAAUAGACAUUGUCGGAUUGACUCUGAGACAUAUUCAAUGGUGACUGAUAACAUUCAUGAGGCUUCUGGCAGUGUGGUUAAUGAACUGAGAGGAGAAGCUGCCUGA